Messenger RNA from Prunus armeniaca (apricot), 1716 nucleotides. The record is from the annotation of a GenBank genome assembly. NCBI's taxonomy places the organism in Eukaryota, Viridiplantae, Streptophyta, Magnoliopsida, Rosales, Rosaceae.
AUGGCUGGUGUAGAAAGUAGGAGUUGGCCAGUUGGGAAGAAAAAGGCGAUGGGUGGCGUUAAUGCGCCAGUGCUCUUCUAUCUCAGUUUUCUGGUCAGUGUGGGGCCUACCUACUCUCUCCCAAGCAAGACAGCUAUUACUCUCACACUGCUUCUGGCCCCACCCCACUUUGAAGCUCAUUCAUGGCUUCUCUCUACUCUGUCUCUAUCUCUCAUAUCUUCCUGUUUUCACAAUGUCUCCUUUAUUUUCUCACAUCCGCCAAACCAUUCUCUGAGAAAUUCCAAGGCUGAUGCUUGCAAGCUGAGUCUCCAUAUAUGUUGUGGCAGCACGUUAACUUAUCAUAAAGAUCCAGUCUUGACGAUUAAACAAGAUUCUAUGUUACCGAUGAUCUCUCCUACAGGGACUCCUCAGCCCUUUCUUCCCCUUCUGGCUCCUUCACCACUGGCACCGUUCACAAAUACCACUGUCCCAAAAUUAUCAGGACUCUGUACGCUAAACUUCAGUGUUGCUGAGAGUUUGAUGAGUGUGACCUCAGUUGAUUGUUGGUCGGUUUUUGCACCACUGCUCGCUAAUGUAAUUUGUUGCCCACAGUUGGAAGCCACUCUCACAAUUCUCAUUGGUCAAUCCAGUAAAGAGACCAAUGUUCUUGCUUUAAAUGGGACGGUUGCUAAACAUUGUCUAUCAGAUAUUGAGCAGAUUUUGGUGGCCCAGGGUGCAAAUGACAGUCUUGCUCAAAUAUGCUCGGUUCAUUCAUCAAAUCUGACUUAUGCAUCUUGCCCAGUCAUUGAUGUUAAUGAGUUUGAGGAUACAGUUGAUACUUCCAAGUUGCUUGCUGCUUGUGAGAAGAUUGACCCUGUGAAAGAAUGCUGUGCUCAAACUUGUCAAAAUGCCAUAUUAGAAGCCGCUACGAGGAUCGCAUCAAAAGCUUCUGAUCUUUUGAGCACGGAUGGUGCUCACGAUAUCUUACCUGAUGGAGUAAGUAAAGUCAAUGACUGCAAAAGUGUUGUCCUCCGGUGGCUGGCAAGUAAACUCAAUCCUUCUCAUGCAAAGGAAGUUCUAAGGGGACUAUCUAAUUGCAAGAUUAACAAGGUUUGUCCCCUGGUUUUCCCCAACAUGAAGCAUGUUGCAAUGGGUUGUGGGAAUGGGAUAAGUAACCAGACUGCUUGUUGUACUGCCAUGGAGAGCUAUGUGUCCCACUUGCAAAAGCAGAGUUUCAUAACCAACUUGCAAGCUUUGGAUUGUGCUGCAUCUCUGGGCAUGAAGUUAAGAAAAUCAAAUAUUACUGAAAAUGUGUACAGCCUAUGUCAUAUAAGCCUCAAGGAUUUCUCCCUCCAAGUUGGAAAUCAAGGUAAUAAACUUGGUUGGUUUGUAUUGUCCAAUUAUAUUAUACAGAAAGAACUGCUUAGCAUUACCAGAAAGGUUCACUGUAGCCGAAAGAAGAAAUUACACCUUUUCAAUUUGUCUGGAUGUCUUCUGCCGAGCUUGCCUUCCGAUGCAACAUUUGACAGUUCAGGGGUCAGCUUCCUUUGUGAUCUGAAUGAUAACAUUCCAGCUCCCUGGCCCACCUCUUCUCAAGGGGCAGGUUCAUCAUGCAGUAAAAAUGUCAAGAUUCCUGCACUUCCUGCAGCAGCAUCUGCUGAAAGUGGUCUGUACAAUGAUGAUGUGAUGCUUUCUCUACUCCUUGCUUCUGGGGUGGUCCUCAUGAUGGUUUUGUAA